Molecule: messenger RNA, 417 nt
Organism: Parnassius apollo (apollo)
Lineage: Eukaryota; Metazoa; Arthropoda; Insecta; Lepidoptera; Papilionidae
Source: the annotation of a GenBank genome assembly
AUGGACCAACACCAUGGAGGUCAUUGGCACCCCCACACCGGCCAAGGAAGCCGCUCAGCCAGCCGUGCGGCUCUAGGACGCGGCAAGCAUAUAAAAUGCACGCCGACCGUUGCCUAUCAGUUUAGUUCUAUUGGUGAUAGCAACAUGGCUUUCAAAGUCAUCCUUAUCUGCGCUGCGCUAAUUCUAGUAGUGGCAGCGGCUCCCACUGAACAGCUGAACCAAGCAGCUUCCGAGAAAGAAGAUCUGCAAACAGCUGCCUCUCACUGGGGUGGUCACUGGGGAGGCUACGGAGGCCACUGGGGAGGUUGGGGAGGGUACUACCCCUACUAUAGCGGAUACUGGUCCUGGCCGCACUAUGGUCACGGUUUCGGAUACGGCUGGCCUUACGGAUAUUAUGGGCAUUACGGAUACUGGUAG